AUGGACUUCUUCUCUGACAACAAUCUCAAGCCUUCCUCUUCCUCGUCCAACCAUGAUUCCUCUACUCCUCCUCAUCCUCUUGAAUUAUUCAGAGUAAACACUGGUCUCAAUCUCUUGACUACAAACGGUGACCAAUCCGUAGUGAACAAUGCGUUUGACAUAUGUUCUAAUUUUAAAGAGAAAAAAGCCAAGAUCGGCGAGUUGCUGACUGAGAUUGCUGUUCUUCGAGCUGAGUUAGAGCAGAUAAUGGGAGAAAAUCAUAAGCUGAAGGACACGUUAAAUAAGGUUAACACUAAUUAUAAUGCCUUAAAGAUGCAUUUGGACUUUAUCGAGUCUAGCAAGGGCAGUAAGGAGGACGCCGAAGAGAAUCCUGAAAACGAAAGUCCAAAAGACAAGAAACAGACUGAGAGUAACAAAGAAACCUUAGUUCCUAGGCAAUUUAUAGAACUUGGAUUAGCUUCGAUCAAUGGUGUUGGGACUAAUAGCGAUGAGCCUUCGCUUUCAUCGUCUGUAAGGAGAAGUAGUGACAGAUCAAGAUCACCCCUGUCAGUGGAAUGUAGCGCCAGAAUUAUUGGUUCUGAUGAUAAGAAGGAAUUCAACAGAGAAUUUGAAAGUAGUGAAGAAGAAACUGAUGGGAAUAUUAAUCAAAAGUAUAGUCCUCCCACAAAUGUUGAUGAUCAGCUGGAAGCCAUUAUGAGGAAGGCAAGAGUCGCAGUUAGAGUUCAAUCAGAAGCACCUAUGAUUACUGAUGGCUGUCAAUGGAGAAAAUAUGGGCAGAAGAUGGCCAAAGGAAAUCCAUGCCCAAGAGCUUAUUAUCGCUGCACCAUGGCUGCAGGUUGUCCAGUAAAGAAACAGGUGCAAAGGUGUGCAGAGGAUCGAACAAUCUUGGUAACAACAUAUGAAGGAAGUCAUAACCACGCAUUGCCUCCGGCAGCAAUGGCGAUGGCACAAACAACAGCAGCAGCAAUAAGGACAUCACUUUCAGGAUCAAUGUCAAGCAAUGAUAGUCUAAGGAAUGCAAGCUUCUUGGCAAGGACGACAUUGUUGCCUUGUUCUUCAAGUAACAUGGCAACUCUCUCAGCCUCAGCUCCAUUUCCAACUAUUACAUUGGACUUAACUAUUCCUCCAACUACACAACCUUCUACCCAAUUUCAAAUGCCUUUCUCAAAUAAUACGCCUCUUGAUUUUACUCAGGUUUUGGCUCAAGCAUUUCGUAGCAGCAAUCAAUCAAACUUUUCAGGGCUUCAAAUAAAUAACAAAGACCCUUUACAAUUGAGUGCUGCUAUAGCAGCUGACCCUAACUUCACAACAGCUUUAACAGCGGCUAUUACUUCUAUUAUGGGUUCUGCUUUGCCAAAUAAUAAUUGCAACACAACACAGCAAAUUGAUGAAGAAAUUUCCUUUUCCAGUUAGUUUAGUGACGAAUUUCUGAUGUUUUAAUAAAUUAGUGAUGGUCUUUUUUGCGGUGUAAUUUGCAAAUUUCAUUGCUAAUUCCAUUGCUG
Neltuma alba is the source of this 1502-nucleotide messenger RNA. Its product is annotated as probable WRKY transcription factor 31. Gene Ontology annotation, biological process: regulation of DNA-templated transcription. The transcript has 5 exons. Gene Ontology annotation, molecular function: sequence-specific DNA binding; DNA-binding transcription factor activity. NCBI's taxonomy places the organism in Eukaryota, Viridiplantae, Streptophyta, Magnoliopsida, Fabales, Fabaceae. Bases 1 to 1413 code for a protein of 470 amino acids. The record is from RefSeq and is a predicted model, not a curated record.